This is a messenger RNA of Enhydra lutris kenyoni (northern sea otter), 1524 nucleotides long. RefSeq names its product mucin 13, cell surface associated. The record is from RefSeq and is a predicted model, not a curated record. Lineage: Eukaryota; Metazoa; Chordata; Mammalia; Carnivora; Mustelidae. Bases 1 to 1524 code for a protein of 507 amino acids. The transcript is spliced from 11 exons.
AUGAGAGCCCUUGCUCACCUCACUCUUCUCAGCCUCGUUUUUGCAACCUCAGUUGUCCAGUCAACCACAACCAACGUGGCCACUUCAGGCAUGAAUACAGCUACCACCAUACCAACUUCAUCUGCUACUCCAACUUCGUCUACUACUCCCACAGAAGUGUCAUCUUCUUCUCCCACAGAGGUGCCAUCUACUAAUCCCACAGGAUCUCCGUUACCUACUGCCACUCCCAUGGUUCCUGUAUCAAGUUCAGUUCCAGCCUCCAUGGUCACACCUACAGAAAAUAAAACAAACACAACUGCUAAAACAACACCUAUAGCUGCCACUAACACCAUCCCCCCUGGAAGUGGCAAUUUGGGUUCAACUGCUCCUCCAACAAGUAAUGGAUCGACCAUCACCCCAGGCACACAGAAUAAUUCCUCAGAGGCUGUUACUCCAGUGACUUCUGACAGCAUCACUUUGUCCACAAUCAGCACCCCAAGCCCCAGUCCCACAGCUCCCAUGACUCCUUGCCAAAGAGCUCCCUGUCAAAAUGGUUCUUCAUGUGUUAGCCUGUACAAUACCGAUUUUUGCCUGUGCUCAUUGGGAUAUUACUAUAACUCUUCCACCUGCAGAAAAGGAAAGUUAUUCCCUGGAAUUAUUACAGUGAGAGUAUCAGGAACAUCUGGUUUGGAAGAUGGAAAUUCUUUGGCCUAUCAAGAAUUACAUAUUCGAAUUACUGAUUUUUUUAAAAGCACAUUUGCCAAUUCUGAUUACGGACAGACUGUGAUCAAUGAAGUAAGCAUCUCGUCUUCAGCAAGAUCAGAGAUGCGUGCUGGCGACAGUGCUGUUGUGGUUAAGGUCUUAAACAUCUUCGCAGAAACUACAAAAGAAAAUGAGACGACUGUGUAUGAAACAAUUACAAAAGCAAUUCAAAACAACAUGAGUGAUAUGAAAUACAGUGCUCGAAGUCUGUGUGAUUAUUACGGUUGUGAACCAGAGAACGAGAAAGACAACUGUAACAAUAGUGUGCUGUGUAAAUGCAAGCCGGGGAUGGAAAGACCUAAUGCCCAGGUCCCUGUGUGUGUGGCUUCUGCUGUCAGGUGUCCCGACACUUGCAAUGCAAACCACAGUAAGCAAUGCUUAGUGAACGAGAACACUGGGAAGGCUGAAUGCGUGUGCCUGCCAGGCUACAAGGAGAGUGAUGGCGGGAUCUGUCAAGAGUGUGCGUUUGGUUACAGUGGAGUUCGCUGUGAAGACCAAUUUCAGCUGAUCCUCACUGUCGUGGGCAGCAUUGGCGGUGCCCUCAUUCUCUGCCUGGUGAUCGCACUGAUUGUCUUAGCAAGCUCAAAGAACAAAAACAAGAAUAUUGAAGAAGAGAAUUUGAUUGAGAACGACUUUCAAAAUCUGAGACUGCAGCAGACGACGACAGGCUUCAGCAAUCCUGGAGCAAAUGGGAGCAUCUUCCCUAAAGUCAGGGCAAAUGUCCCUGGUCAGCCACAGAAUCCCUAUGUGCACCAGAGGAGCUUGCCUCGCCCUGACUACUAG